This is a messenger RNA of Drechmeria coniospora, 1701 nucleotides long. RefSeq names its product Aminoglycoside phosphotransferase. The transcript is spliced from 3 exons. Lineage: Eukaryota; Fungi; Ascomycota; Sordariomycetes; Hypocreales; Ophiocordycipitaceae. The record is from RefSeq and is a predicted model, not a curated record. The coding region runs from base 1 to 1701 and encodes 566 amino acids.
AUGAUGUCAACCGGUGAGACGCCGGCGGCGCUGAACCUUCCAAACCGCCAUCCCAUCACGUUCGAGUCGGCAACGAGAAAGGACUUCAACGUCGUCAAACGUGUCGAGCUUGCCUCGGAAACGCAUCGUUUCUGCCAAGCUUUGCGUCGGCAUGAGAAUGACAUGGUGGCAGUUGCGAAGCAUCACCUCCGGCUAAGCCAUCGGGAUACGUGCGAGGUCCAAGAGGAAUGGAUCACGGGCGGAUUCAACGUCUGCAUUCCCAUCCGCGUGACUGGCAGCCUCCAUCGGAGGCUCCUGCUACGAUGCCCCCUACCUCACAUGCAUGCAGAACCGUACUAUCCGGGCACGGUUGAUGAAAACGUUCGCAGCGAGAUAGGAGCGUACAUGUGGAUGCAGGAGCACUGCCCCGACAUUCGCACCCCUCAUCUCUACGGAUUUGGGCUAUCCGGCAACCUUGAUUUUACGCAUGGAUCACGCCUCGGUUUCUUCGCGCGACUUUGGCAACGAGUCCGUCGGUUCUUCCAUCGAAUUGUCCGGUACCCUGCACCGACCUGCCUCGUGCCGAACCCUUUGAAACAUGGCCUGCCGGCGUCGUACAUUCUCAUGGAGCACGCAGGCUCGGAUGUCGGUCAAAAGCUCUCCGACACUUGGCAACAGCAUCGGCACGAUCCAGCACGCCUAGGGACGCUUGUUCGAAGCCUGGCACGGAUCACGAUUGCCUUGUCUCGCAUGCCACAGCCCAAGAUUGGCUCCUUUCGCUUCAACGAUGACGGCACCAUUUCGCUUUCGAAUCGACCUCUCACAUGCUCGACCAUGAUACUCGAGAGUGAAGGGACGCCAAGGACGAUUGAGACGACCGAAACGUUGACGUGCGUGGAGGCAUUCGUCGCCGACAUGAUUCGUCUCCACGACAAUCGACUGUUGAGCAAUCCUAGCGCAACUGACGAGGACGACGACUGCCGCAGUCAGAUGGCCAUCAGGGCCUUGCUGCGGACAAUGACGGGUCAUUUCGUGCACAAAGAGAGUCGGAAUGGCCCCUUUUGCGUCCAGCUCACAGACGUACACCCUGGCAACAUCCUAGUCGACGAGAACUGGAACGUCACGUGCAUCUUUGACCUUGGAGAGAUGUGCUCGCUGCCACGGGAGAUGGUGUCGGUGCCGUACUGGCUGACUGGCUGCUCCAUCUCUCAACUGCACGGCGAACGUCUGGCCGAGUUUGAUGUCGUUCGCCGGCAAUUUAUGCGUAUUGUUGACGAGGAGGAAGACGGAAGUUGCCUGUCGAAGACGAUGCACGAAACCUGGGAUUCACAGGCAGUCUGGUUUUGGCAUUCUCUGACCUCUGUCGAUGCCGCAUUUUGGCUUGUCGCUGACCAUCUUUGCCCAAAAUUCCAGGCUCGUCUGUCGCAGGAAGUGGAACAAAGUUUUUCGCAGUUCUGGUGUGAGAAUGCCGACCAAGCUGUCAAGGCCAAGCUGGAAGAAUACGAAAGUGCGCGUCGCGUUUUUCGUUCUGCUCUCUCCCUCUGCGCGCUGUUCCCGGACGACACCACAGCAGCGAGACUACUCAUCGUGCCGGCUACGGCAAAGGCUGCGUCGUCUACCACGGCGCUAUAUUCGCCAGAGGAAUGGCCGGUCUUUGCAUCUUUAUCGGCCAUGGAGGAUCUUUUCCAGUUAUUUGCAAUGUCAGACGAAGCUGGAAACUAG